AUGUCGGACGGAACCCUCUUCAAACCGGAGAAGGACUUCACCAAUGAAGCAGACAAGAUUCUUCCUGAUGCGGAGGCAUUGGCCAAGAAAGAUAUCCAAAGGGGGAUUGACAAAAUCCUGCUCCUCGAAAAACAAGCCCGACAGGCCUCAGAUCUUGCUUCUACGUCCCGUUGUUUAAUUACAAUUGUCACGAUAUGUAAAGACGCGGGAGACUGGAGUUUACUCAACGAACAAGUCCUGCUGCUGUCCAAGAAACAUGGUCAACUUAAACAAGCCAUUACCAAUAUGGUGCAGACCGUUAUGGGAUUUCUCAAUGACACCCCCAACUUGGAAACAAAACUCGGCGUGAUUGAGGCGUUACGGACGGUGACCGAGGGCAAGAUCUUCGUUGAGGUCGAACGGGCCCGGAUUACCCGAAUCCUGUCCGACAUCAAGAAAGACCGAGGCGAUAUCCAAUCAGCAUGCGACAUCCUGUGCGAACUUCAAGUCGAAACGUUUGGAUCGAUGACCCGAAGAGAAAAGACCGAAUUCAUCCUGGAGCAAGUGGCGUUGUGUAUACAAAAUGGGGACUGGACACAAGCGGGCAUUCUCAGUCGAAAGAUUAGCACGAGGUAUUUCGCCCGAAAAGCCAAGAAGACUCCCGAACAAUUGGAGAAGGAGAAGAAAGAACGAGAAGAGAAGGAGAAGAAGAGGUCGGCGGACGAACCCGCUCCGGAACAGGAAGAGGACGUGACCGACCUGAAAUUGCGAUACUACGAACAACAAAUCACCCUGGCUAAGCACGAGGAUAAAUACCUUGAAGUCUGCAAACACUACCGACAGGUCCUGGACACAGAAUCGGUGGAGAACAACCCCGAACAACUGCGCGCCGUCCUCCAACGGGUGAUUUACUUUGUCCUCCUUGCUCCUUAUGACAACGAACAAUCGGACCUGCUUCACCGUAUCUACCAAGACUCCCGCAAUUCCGAGGUCCCCAAGGACGCGGCAUUGCUGAAACAGUUCACUAUCCCUGAACUUAUGCGCUGGCCCAUGGUCGAGCAACAGUACGGUGACCAUCUCUGCUCGACCGACAUAUUCUCCAAGACCCCUGAUGCCCAUGAUCCGAAAGCUCACACUCGCUACGAUGCCCUUCGUCAUCGUGUCAUUGAGCACAACGUCCGGGUUGUCGCCAAGUACUACACACGCAUCUCGUUCCCCCGACUCACCGAACUCCUCGACCUGUCUGAAGAAGAAACCGAAAAAUACAUCUCCGAUCUUGUGACCAAGAAGACGGUCUACGCGCGCAUUGACCGACCAGCGCGAGUAGUAAGUUUCGAAGUCAAGCGCGGGCCUGACGAGGUGCUCGAUGAAUGGAGCAACAGCAUGAAAGGGCUGUUGGGAUUAUUAGAGCGGGUCGGGCACCUCAUGCAGCGCGAAGAGAUGAUGGCCCGUAUCCAGCCCGGCGGCAAGGAAGAAGGCAAAAAGGUCAAGGCUUAG
Messenger RNA from Rhinocladiella mackenziei CBS 650.93, 1476 nucleotides. RefSeq lists its product as uncharacterized. The record is from RefSeq and is a predicted model, not a curated record. Lineage: Eukaryota; Fungi; Ascomycota; Eurotiomycetes; Chaetothyriales; Herpotrichiellaceae. The coding region runs from base 1 to 1476 and encodes 491 amino acids. The transcript is spliced from 4 exons. Gene Ontology annotation, cellular component: nuclear proteasome complex; proteasome regulatory particle, lid subcomplex; cytoplasm.